This is a messenger RNA of Miniopterus natalensis, 1410 nucleotides long. RefSeq names its product proline rich 33 (gene PRR33). Lineage: Eukaryota; Metazoa; Chordata; Mammalia; Chiroptera; Miniopteridae. The record is from RefSeq and is a predicted model, not a curated record.
AUGCUCAUCUCGGCUGCCUCGGUGCCCCAUGGAGCGGUGGGCCUGUGCCCCCAGGGGCCCCCUGCGCCCCCACCGCCCCUGCUACCAAAGCCCGGGAAGGACAACCUGCGUCUGCAGAAACUUCUGAGAAAGGCAGCCCAGAAAAAAGGGAUGGGGAGUGGGCCCUCGGCCCCCCCAGGAGCCUUCCGCACCUCCCUGUCCCCCGUGAGCGAGGCCAGCCACGACCAAGAGACCACAGCUCCGUGCUCCACCGAGGUCCCUCUCAUGGCGGCCACCCUGUCCCACACCCCCAAUGUCCCCAUCACCCGCCGUAUGACAUCACCCCUGCAGAAGUCCACUUUCUCCCUCAGCCUCACCCAGAACAGGAGCCUGACCACCCACGUCAAGACCCCAGGGCCCCUGCUCAUGGCCCCUGCCCCAGAACCCGCCUGGUCCCCCAGUGGCUUCGCCCGCAUCUCAGCCCCCGCAGCAGGUGACACCCACAUCAGCCAGGUGCACAUCCAGCUGGUGCCGUCCCCGGGGGCUCGGACCCCUGAGCCUCCCCAGAUGGCCCCCGAUGCAGGUUCUGGCGGCCGGUGCCGAGACAUAGCCGCUGGCCUUCAUGGAGUCCAGCCCUUGAUCCCGGUUGCCCACAUCCACCCCCUUCCUACUGGAGCCCAGGCUGCCAGGCCCUGGCCUGAGGCACCCCCUGUGCCCAGGACGCCCCCUGGUUUCCAGGCCCUGGGGCCCAGAGAGGCCAGUACCCGAGUCGUGGUGCCCGUAGCCCCCACCUAUCGCUCACCAGGGCCCUCGCCAUACAGGCCAGCCCUCGGGACCCCCGCGGCUGAGCGCCUGGAGGAGCCCCCCACUGCUGGCCCCGCCGCAGAGGCUAAGCAGGUCUCUAGCCUUCCAGGGGCCUUGUCCCCUGCCUCACCGCCAGGCCCCCGCCCUUGCCCUGUCUCCAAAGAUGCCCCCAAGCCCCGGCUCAGCGGCUGGAUGCGCCUCAAGAAGCAGCUGAUGGAGGAGGCGGAAGAGGCCCCGUUCCUGAGGCUGGAGCAGAGCCCCGAGCGAACGGAGCAGGAGAAGACAACCCCUGCUGACCAGGAGCCCAGGCCCCCCACCAACCUGGCCCCUCAGCCCCCCACCAACCUGGCCCCCCGGCCGCCUGCCUCCCGAGCCUCCAAGCUGUGGGAUGCUGUGUUGUACCGCAUGUCCGUGGCCGAAUCCCACAGCAGCCCCGCAGCGCCCAGGGACAGGGUGUGUACCCUGACCGGCCUCGGCCGCCUGCCCUUUAUGUGCCGGCCCCGCUUCAACGCCCGGAAGCUGCAAGAGGUGGCCACCCGGCCCCCUCCCACCAUCCACUCCGUCCUGGAGCUGGGCCCCCAGCCCAAGAACUUCAACCGCACAGCGGCCGGCUGGAGGCUCCGGUGA